AUGCCUCAUCUUCCGUGGAGGUCGAAGAAUUUUAGGGUCGAGGAUCAGCAACUCCAAAGUGUCCCCUAUGACUCUCUAGAAGGGGAAGAUCAGCCUAAAGACCUUUGGGAUCGAGCUCACAUACUUUUACGUGAUGACAAGAGCAACAGACAGUUGCUGGUAGCAUACGAAAGGAUCUUGCUGUCCGAGCUCAACGAAGUUGCAUCACCAUCAACAUCUGUGAACUGGGGAAGUCGUGAUAGGAGAAGGCAGGUGUCAGAUUUGAUAGUAAAGAAACUCAAAGUCAUCGAAGACACUCGAUGGAGGCUUCAACUGGGAAAAGAGACAGUGAAGGUCAAAGCCCAAGUGGACAAAGUCGUGAAGACUGUGAUUUGGGCUCAAGGUUUCGUAUCCUCAGCAAUCAGCGCAGAUCCGCACGCUGCGCUGGCAUGGGCUGGUGUAUCGCUUCUACUACCAUUGCUGCUCAACCCUACAUCGCAAAAUAAGGCUCUUGUUGAUGGCUUGGACUACAUCUCUACGCUGAUAGCUCGCUUCACCGUCAUCGAGGGGACUUAUCAGCAGCAUAUAUCGACGCGUUCUGCAACGUCUGGCUCCAAUGAUAAAACUGAGCUUGAGCGCUCAUUCGAGAUGCAAGUCACAAAGCUUUACACGCAAAUCUUAGCUUUUCAAGCUCGGGUCGUGUGCCAGCUUCCACGAAAUGCUCUAGUGCGAUACGGAAGAGAUGUCUUGAAAGCGGAUGAUUGGUCUACGAUGCUUGCUGAGAUAAAGACAACAGAGUCCAGUUGCAGCGCAAUCUCCGAUGUCGUCAGCACCGAAAAAAUAGAUGCCGCCUGGAGAGAGCAAGAACGCCGAAUGGACGAUCUUUUCCGAUCGCAGGAGGAGCACUACUGGAAGUUACAACACACGACCGACCAGAUCGCAGCUGAUCUAAAACAAGCCAUUGAAGAACAAAGAGGCUGGCACAGGACGGAUGAAGAGUCUUUGUGCCUUCAGGCGCUCUGCAACUCAACAUAUGAGGACCGUAAAAACCGAAACCCCGAUCGUGUGCCCGGUACCUGCCAAUGGUUCUUGAAUAACGAAAAGUUCCAUAAGUGGGCAGAGAAUGACUUAUCAGACCUUCUUUGGGUGACCGCAGAUCCUGGUUGCGGCAAGUCCGUACUAUCGAAGUCGCUCGUCGAUAGCGAGCUGGAAAGCACUUUGUCGCUGACCACGGCUUACUUCUUCUUCAAGGAUGAUAGCCCUGAGCAAAGGAGCGCUACACAUGCUGUAUGCGCUCUGUUACAUCAAUUAUGCAUCCAAAAUCGUGCUUUACUACGGAUAGCCGUGGGUAUCUAUCAAAAGAAUGGAAGCCAAUUAACUUUAUCAUUUGCCUGGGUGUGGGAUUUGCUGCUAGCAGUCACUCAACAUCCUGAAGCCGGUGAAGUCGUAUGCAUUUUCGACGCGCUCGACGAAUGUGAAGAAAGGGAUAAAGAGAGUUUGAUUAGCUCAUUGAAUGACCUCUACGCCUCCCAAGAAAGUUUCGAAGGCCGGCUCAAGUUCCUGAUAACAAGUCGACCCUACUAUGACAUAGAGGAAUCCUUUGACCAGAACACGUUACGACUGGCCGGAGAGGACGAAAGCGACACGAUCAAGUACGAGAUCGAUCUCGUAAUCAAGGAUAGGGUCUCCAAAAUCGCCUCCAGGAAAAGGCUGGACCCCAAAACUCGCGCUGCUUUACAGGACCGCCUUCUACAAACCGAGAAUCGGACUUAUCUCUGGCUACAUCUAACGUUGGACAGGGUCGAAAAGGGGUUCGGUCUAGCUACUCCCAAGAAAAUGAGGGCUUUCAUUGAUGAGCUACCGAGAACAAUCAAUCAAGCUUAUGAAGCCAUGUUGGAUCGGUCUCCUCAGCCGGAGCAAGCACGGAAACUGCUACACAUAGUCUUGGCCGCAGUGCGGCCUCUUGAUUUGCGUGAGAUGAACAUGGCCCUCAAUAUUGAAGAAGGCCAGGCAUCUCGGAAGGAAGUCGAUUUUUAUCCAGAAGAUUCGUUCGGCACUUAUGUUAAGAAUCUCUGUGGGCUCCUUGUGAGCAUCUUCGAUGCAAGAAUAUACCUCCUACAUCAAACAGUGAAGGAAUUUCUACUUCCCAGGGCUAUGACCCCUGGUGCAAUCAAGCGUACCGACUCGGUCGGAGUGUGGAAACACUCUAUGGAGCCAAGUGAAUCCAAUCUUGUCCUUGCAAGUACAUGUCUGUAUUACCUUUCAUUUGCUGUAUUCGACGAAGACACAUCCCGCGAUGAAUACAACCCAGAGAAGAAUUAUGAUUUUCUCAUCUAUGCAGCUUUGUAUUGGCAGAAUCAUUUCAAAUUCGCUAGAGAAGAAAGGAGAGUGAUCGAAUUGUGGUACUAUGUCUGCGAUACUGAGACUAGGCGCUUUAAUUCCUGGUACCAGGUGUGGCUGCAGCACGAAAACAAACAUGAUCUCAAGGUUAAACCAAUAGUGAGAAAGACUUCUCCGCUGAUGUUAGCCUCAACCUUCGGUCAUGAUGUGAUUGUGAGACAAUUAACUGAAGGAAAGGCUGAGAGAGAGUUCGAAGACUGGUGCGGCAUGACACCGUUAAUGUCCGCUGCAAAGUACGGGCACGAAAUUGUCGUGAGUUCUCUGAUCAGGGUUGGAGCUCUUCUGGAAGCACAGGAUUUCAGAUUGUUGACGCCUCUGGCUUAUGCUGCGACCUAUGGACAUGAACAUGUAGUCAGGGUCUUGAUCAAUGAAGGAGCAUUCAUAGAUUCGAAUAACUUCAAUGGAGAGACGCCUCUAUCGCUUGCUGCAUAUCACGGCAACCAUCUGGUCGUCAAAUUGCUGAUUGAUGCCGGAGCUCAAGUGGCUACUCCCGACAAGAAUGGCUGGACGCCUCUAAUGGCGGCUACAGCCGUUGGACACCCUAAGGUAGUGGAAAUGCUGCUGAAGACUGGAAAAUGUGUUCCGGCGGACACUCUUAGGUACACCCAAGGCCUGACGCUUCUGCACCAGGCUGCAUACAUGGCGAAUGAGACGGUAGUGAAGAUGCUUCUUGGCGCCGGUUGUUCACCGGAUUCUACGGAUAGUGAAGGUAUCACGCCGCUGGGGCUUGCAAAAAGUGGUCUUGGCGCAGAGUCUACCACUCAGCCGAGCAACCACCGCCGCUCGAAGCUGGAAGCAGUUAUAAAAUUGCUCGAGCCAGUCACAUCGAAGUGA
Messenger RNA from Letharia columbiana, 3213 nucleotides. RefSeq lists its product as uncharacterized. The record is from RefSeq and is a predicted model, not a curated record. Gene Ontology annotation, molecular function: protein binding. Lineage: Eukaryota; Fungi; Ascomycota; Lecanoromycetes; Lecanorales; Parmeliaceae. The coding region runs from base 1 to 3213 and encodes 1070 amino acids. The transcript has a single exon.